This is a messenger RNA of Triticum turgidum subsp. durum (durum wheat), 1320 nucleotides long. NCBI's taxonomy places the organism in Eukaryota, Viridiplantae, Streptophyta, Magnoliopsida, Poales, Poaceae. The record is from the annotation of a GenBank genome assembly.
AUGAUUAAUCUCUUUAAUUCAAUGGAAGGCAAUGGUAUUGUAGCUGACUGCAAUGUUUUCAACAUAUUAAUUGAUGCAUAUGCUAAAUGUGGAAUGAUGCAUGAAGCUAUGCUCAUAUUUACCAAAAUGCGGGAACAAGGAGUGAGUCCGAAUGUAUGCACCUAUGCAACUGUAAUAGCUGCACUUUGCAGAAUGGGUAGGCUGUCUGAUGCAAUGGGCAAAUUAAAUGAGAUGAUUGCUACGGGAUUACAACCGGACGUGGCUAUUUAUACAUCCCUAAUUCAGGGCUUCUGUACACAUGGUGAUUUGGGGAAAGUGAAGGAGCUGGUUUCUGAAAUGAUGAACAAAGGUAUGCCUCGUCCAAACAUUGUGUUCUUCAGCUCAGUAAUAAACAGUCUAUGCAAAGAAGGAAGAGUUACAGAUGUACACAGUAUCUUCGACUUGGCUAUAAACAUUGGUGAGAGGCCUGACGUUAUUACAUUUACUUCACUGAUUGACGGAUAUUGUUUAGUUGGCAAGAUGGAUAAAGCAUUCAAAGUACUUGAUGACAUGGUAUCAGCUGGCAUUGAGCCUGAUGUUUAUACAUAUACUACCCUUCUUGAUGGCUAUUCUAGAAAUGGAAGGAUUGAUGAUGGGUUGACACUAUUCAGCGAAAUGAUGCAUAAAAAAAUUAAACCUACAACUGCUACAUAUGGCACCUUACUAAAUGGGUUGUUUCGUGCUUGGAGAACUGCUUCUGCGAAGAAAAUGAUCCAUGAGAUGAUUGAAAGUGGAACAACAGUGAGCCUUUCAAUAUACGCUAUAAUUCUUGAAGGACUUCGUAGAAAUAAUUGCACUGAUGAAGCAAUCACGCUGUUCCAGAAAGUACGUGCAAUGAAUAUAAAAUUGGAUGUUGCAAUACUCAAUACCAUGAUCAAUGCAAUGUUUAAGGUUCAAAGAAGAGAAGAAGCUAAUGAUUUGUUUGCUUCAAUAUCGGCCAGUGGAUUGGUACCUAAUGCUUCUACCUACCGCACAAUGAUAACAAAUCUUCUAAAAGAAGGAUUAGUGGAAGAAGCUGAAAACAUGCUCUCAUCAAUGGAGAAGAGCUGUUGUGCUCCGGACUCUCGUCUUAUUAAUGAUACCAUCAGAAUAUUAUUGGAACAAGGUGAGGUCGUCAAGGCUGGAAAUUAUAUGUCUAGAGUUGAUGGCAAGAGCAUCUCACUUGAAGCUUCAACUACUUCGCUGCUGAUACGUCUCUUUUCAAGGGAAGGAAAAUAUAGGGAGAAAAUAAAAUUGCUCCCUGUAAAGUAUCAAUUUUUUGGUGGAGCUACAGUUGAGUAG